Molecule: messenger RNA, 2126 nt
Organism: Danio rerio (zebrafish)
Lineage: Eukaryota; Metazoa; Chordata; Actinopteri; Cypriniformes; Danionidae
Gene: osbp2b
Product: oxysterol binding protein 2b
Cellular component (GO): membrane
Molecular function (GO): sterol binding; lipid binding; small molecule binding
Source: RefSeq, marked predicted
AUGGCAGGACGCAGGCAGAGAUGGCCCAUACGUGUCGCGGCACUAUCAACCUUGCCACAGCGCACAUCGACACCGAAGAUGCCUGCAAUAUUGUUCUGAGCAGUGGAGGGCGCACUUACCAUCUGAAAGCCAGCACAGAGGUGGAAAGGCAGAGAUGGGUCACAGCGCUGGAGCUGGCCAAGGCAAAAGCCAUCCGCAUGAUGAAUGAUCAGUCCGAUGACUCUGCAGACGAGGAGCCCACCUCUCAGUCAGACCACAGUGAGAUCCAGGGCACGUUGAAGACUCUGGCCAGUAAACUAGACGAUUUGAGCACAUGCAAUGAGCUGAUAGCCAAGCACGGAGCAGCUCUGCAGAGAUCUCUGAGUGAGCUCGAAACCUUACGUGUGCCUCUGGAAGGAGGAGAGAAGAUAAAGGCUGUCAACGAGAGAGCCACACUCUUUCGCAUCACCUCCAAUGCUAUGAUCAAUGCAUGCCGGGAUUUCCUGGAGUUGGCAGAGAGCCACAGCCGCAGAUGGCAGCGAGUACUUCAGCAUGAGCGUGAGCAGCGCACCCACCUGGAGGAGACCAUCGAGCAGCUAGCAAAGCAGCACAACAGCCUGGAGCGAGCCUGGAGAGAGGCUCCCGCGCACGCCGUUAACACACCCGAUACACCCACCACCGACACAGGAGUGAGUGAAAGGCCCAGGAAAGAGGAAGCGAGUGAUGAAGAUGAGGAUACAGAGUAUUUUGAUGCCAUGGAGGACUCACCUGCCUUUAUAACAGUGACUGCCACGGACCCCUCUCAACACAGGCGUUCUCAGAGUAAUCUCAGCGGUGCUAGUGGAGGACAGCCCAGUGACUGGAACCAGGAGGACAAUUGUUCUGUGAGCAGUAAUGAUUUUUCAGGGAAAGAGCUGCAGCCUCGCAGGAAGAGGCGAUCCCGGAUCUCAGAGAAACCCAACUAUUCCCUCAAUCUGUGGAGCAUCAUGAAGAACUGCAUUGGCAAAGAGCUCUCCAAGAUCCCAAUGCCUGUGAACUUCAACGAGCCCCUGUCCAUGCUGCAGCGUUUGACGGAGGAUCUGGAGUAUCAUGAGCUGCUGGAUAAAGCGGCCCGCUGUGAAAACUCUCUGGAGCAGAUGUGUCUGGUCGCGGCCUUCUCUGUGUCCUCAUACUCCACCACAGUGCACCGGACAGCCAAGCCCUUCAACCCUCUCCUAGGAGAGACCUAUGAACUUGACCGACUGGAAGAAUUCGGCUACCGUUCCCUCUGUGAACAGGUCAGUCAUCAUCCGCCAGCGGCCGCUCAUCAUGUGGUGUCACAGCGAGGCUGGUCCCUGUGGCAGGAAAUCACAAUCGCUAGCAAAUUUCGUGGCAAAUACCUCUCCAUCAUGCCUCUGGGUGCGAUACACCUGCAGUUUCAUGCAAGUGGAAACCACUACGUGUGGCGUAAAGUCACCUCCACCGUGCACAACAUCAUCGUGGGCAAACUGUGGAUUGAUCAGUCAGGAGAUAUUGAUAUAGUCAACCACAGGACCAAAGAGACCUGUCAGCUCAAGUUCUCUCCCUACAGUUACUUUUCAAGGGAAGUCCCACGAAAGGUCACAGGGGUGGUGAUGGACAGUGAUGGUCAGGCAAACUACAUCCUGUCAGGCACAUGGGAUGAGAAGAUGGAGAGCGCCAAGAUUGUGCAGAGCAGCAGAGGAAGCAGCAGCUCUGAGGGAAAGCAGAAGACCGUCUAUCAGACGCUCUCACCCAAACUGCUGUGGAAGAAAUACCCUCUACCAGAAAAUGCAGAGAACAUGUAUUAUUUCUCUUCUCUGGCUUUGACCCUGAACGAGGAGGAGGAUGGUGUGAGCAUAACGGACAGCAGGCUGAGGCCGGACCAGCGGCUAAUGGAAGCGGGACGCUGGGAUGAGGCCAACGCGGAGAAGCAGAGGCUGGAGGAGAAACAGAGAGCCGUGAGAAGGAGGAGAGAAGCUGAGGCCUCCAGGGCCAUUGAUGAAGGAGAAGACUUUGAGGGGUAUAAACCACAGUGGUUCCACCAGACGACGGAUGAAAUGACGGGAGAGAACAUCUUCGUUUAUAAGGGGGGAUACUGGGAGGCCAAAGAUCGACAGGACUGGAGUAUGUGUCCAGAGAUCUUCUGA